Messenger RNA from Aspergillus fijiensis CBS 313.89, 258 nucleotides. RefSeq lists its product as uncharacterized. Lineage: Eukaryota; Fungi; Ascomycota; Eurotiomycetes; Eurotiales; Aspergillaceae. The record is from RefSeq and is a predicted model, not a curated record. The transcript has a single exon. The coding region runs from base 6 to 248 and encodes 80 amino acids.
UGCUAAUGUACAUCCUUGAGUGCUCACCCUGGCCUCCCUUUACUUCUCAUUGUUGGGUAUUCGAGCAUUCCUUCUUCAAUGUCGUUGUCAAGUUUGAAACAUAUAACAUAAAGGGUUUCAUAUACGAUCGAGGGGCCUCUGGAAAUGACUUUUUCUUUCUUUCUGUGAUUCUCUUCGUUCCCUUUCCUUUAUACCCCCAUGUUCUCGACGCUUGCAGAAAGUUGAUGGCUGUGAGAUACAAUUGGUGAUGAGUGAUGG